Drosophila subpulchrella is the source of this 4803-nucleotide messenger RNA. RefSeq names its product sodium-dependent neutral amino acid transporter B(0)AT3. The record is from RefSeq and is a predicted model, not a curated record. NCBI's taxonomy places the organism in Eukaryota, Metazoa, Arthropoda, Insecta, Diptera, Drosophilidae. Gene Ontology annotation, biological process: sodium ion transmembrane transport. Bases 740 to 2911 code for a protein of 723 amino acids. The transcript has 7 exons. Gene Ontology annotation, cellular component: membrane.
UCAACAGUUUCCUGCCAACGUCCCGUUACGACACACCGUUACGUUAUUCCAAUCAGGACACGGGAUAGCGAUUGGAGCGUCGGGAAUCGGUCUUUAAAUAGGAUUUAAUGCAACCACCUGCAACCGUUAAUCCAGGGAUAUUCGGGUAAUAGUCCCCUGCAGGUCCUUCACCGUUAUCGGUCGGACUUAACCGUUAUUUCGUUGUUUGUUUUAGUGCGACUUCAUUUUUUUUCGCGAGUGUGUUCUUCGGUUAUAUAAGUGAGAAUUUCUUGGGCCACAAAAAAAGAUUACAAUCAAAGGCAAUCAACGCGAUAUUCCCCGCCAUUGAAACAGGCCAAGAAAAAAUAGCGGCACUGCGAUGGCGUCUACUACUAAUGCACCGUUAUCACCUGCAAUUAAGCACUAACAAAAGCACCAAACCACAGUAAAAGCCACAAUAAAAUCCAGAAAUCAGCUAAACCAAAACUAAAAACACAGCCACAAGGGGUUAAAAUGCGAUUUAUUUAGCCAACCAGAAAAGUAUGCUACGAAAAAUGUCCAGUGAAUUGGUAGUUACCUGAACGCAACACCAGGUGGCGCCGAGGAAAGUACAAGCAGAGCAAAAGUUUGGUGAAACGGAAACGGAAGUGAUAUAGAGCACACUAGGCACCCACACAGGCACACACACAAAACCCACACAGCACCCACACGCACACAUAUAAAAGUUUGUAAUAAGUCGAAAUAAUAAUAAAACGCAAUCAUGGCCAACACAGCUCAGUUAUUGCGCCGCCAAAGCUCCCGGGAUAUAGUGCUGAAAAGCCAGAAGAGCAUCGAUCAGUUGGAAUUGAGGGAGCUGCGAGGUCGCCUGGUGACGAAGGAGCAUGGCGUCAGCCACCACCACCACACAUCGCUGCACCACCACCAGCCGCUCUAUGGGGCCACCAACCAGGGCUUCAUGUCCGACGCCUUCGACGAGUCCUCGGAACUGGAGCAGGACCCGCCGCCCUUCGGAUCGGAGGCGAGCACCUCCAAGGCCAAGGCCGAACUGGUGGCCAACGCGGAUCAGCAGGACAUCGUCGAGGGCGAGAAGGAGGGCGAGGAGCGGGAGAGCUGGGACAGCAAGAUCAUGUUCCUGCUGGCCACCAUUGGCUAUGCCGUUGGCCUGGGAAAUGUUUGGCGUUUUCCCUACUUGGCCCAGAAGAACGGCGGAGGGGCCUUCCUGGUGCCCUACUUCAUAAUGCUGUGCAUCCAGGGCAUACCGAUCUUCUACCUGGAACUGGCCAUUGGCCAGCGACUGCGAAAGGGAGCCAUCGGCGUUUGGAGCCAGGUGUCGCCGUACCUGGGCGGCAUCGGUAUCUCCUCGGCGGUGGUCAGCUAUAUAGUGGCUCUGUACUACAACACCAUUAUCGCCUGGUGUCUGAUCUAUCUGCUGCACAGCUUCGAAUCGCCACUGCCCUGGGCGGACUGCCCGACGAGGCUGUACAAGAACUUUACCUACGAUCAUGAGCCGGAGUGUGUGGCCUCAUCGCCGACGCAAUUCUACUGGUACCGCACCACACUGCAGUGUUCGGAGAGUGUGGAUCUGCCGGAGAACUUCAAUUACCACAUGGCCAUUGCGCUGAUCGUCUCCUGGUUCUUGGUCUACAUCUGCAUGGUCCAGGGCAUCACGUCGUCGGGCAAAAUCGUCUACAUGACCGCCAUUUUUCCCUAUGUGGUGCUCAUAAUAUUCUUUUUCCGGGGCAUUACCCUAAAGGGAGCGGCCGAUGGGGUGGCCCACUUGUUCACCCCUCGAUGGGAGACCCUCUUGGAUCCAGUCGUUUGGCUGGAGGCCGGCACACAGAUCUUCUUCUCGCUGGGAUUGGCCUUCGGCGGUCUGAUAGCCUUCAGUUCUUACAAUCCGGCCAAUAAUAAUUGCUACAGGGACGCCAUACUUGUGUCGCUGACGAAUUGUGGGACCUCCAUGUUCGCCGGGGUGGUGGUCUUCUCGGUCAUCGGGUUCAAGGCCACGGCGACCUUUGAUCGCUGCACCGAGGAGCGGAAUGGGUUGAUGGCCCAGAACAGGACGCACAACCUGCCCGUCUGCGAUCUGGAAAGGGAACUGGCCAAUAGUGCCUCGGGUACGGGAUUGGCCUUCAUUAUCUUCACGGAGGCCAUAAAUCAGUUUCCGGGGGCCCAACUCUGGGCCGUCCUCUUCUUUCUGAUGCUCUUCACUCUGGGAAUCGACUCGCAGUUCGGAACUCUGGAGGGCGUGGUCACCUCGCUGGUGGACAUGAAGCUAUUUCCCAAUCUGCCCAAGGAAUAUAUUGUGGGGGGCCUCUGCUUCUCCUGCUGCCUGAUUUCCAUGUGCUUUGCAAAUGGAGCUGGGAGUUAUAUAUUCCAAUUGAUGGACAGUUUCGCCGGCAAUUUCCCGCUGCUGAUCAUCGCACUUUUCGAGUGCCUAUCGAUCAGCUAUAUCUACGGGGUGCGCCGAUUCUCGGACGAUAUAGAGAUGAUGACCGGAUCGCGGCCGAGCUUCUACUGGAUGUUCUGCUGGAAGUACCUGUCGCCCUGUGCGAUGGUCACCAUCCUGCUGGCCUCCUUUUACCAACUGCUGACCGAGGGCAGUAGCUAUCCGGCCUGGAUUGGAGCCAAGGGCGCCUCCGAGUCCAUGGAAUGGCCCCACUGGUGCAUCGUCGUGGCCUUCUUCCUCAUCCUCUCGUCUAUCCUGUGGAUCCCGAUUGUGGCGGUGUUGCGUCUGUGUGGCAUCAAGGUGGUGGAGGACUCGGAUCCCGCCUGGUUCCCCGAGGCCGAGCUCAGGGAAGUCCACGGCAUCGUGCCCCACGAACCAACCGAAUUGGAGCGCAGCAUUUUCUGCUUCAACAUGGAUGGAACGGAGGGUAUGUGCUGCCCAAAGUACGGACUACCCGAAAAGUCUCUUGAGGAGGAGGAGUAGGGUCCCAGGGAGUCCCUGAAAGUAAAAUAGACAACAACGACAAUAAAUGAAUCCGAAACCGAAUCCAAACCGAAAUAGAAACGGGUGAAAUAUAUGAUGAUUCUCGAUGUAAAUAUGGACAAUAACUAAGCAUAACUCACCGAUGUUAGGCGGCGUCGAUAUCAACACUCCUAUAUAUGGUCCCAAAGACUGUUUGAAGAUAAUACAAAACCAAAAACAAGCCAUACUAAUAAUGCAAAGCAGCCACAACCAGGAAAAUAGGAAAAUAGCAAUACUAGGUAAAAACUCGACGCUGGAUGCGCGGUUUCAUUCAAGCAGAAAGCUAUAGAAAAGCAUUAAAAAAAUUCAACGGCCGAAAUCAAUGGAAAUAUUUCCGCAUAACUUCAUUAGCAUGUGGCCAUAUAAGUGUUUAUAUAUAGGUACGCGAUUAUUAUUUUCCAUUGCCUUUUCUCAUUCGCGUUUCUUUUUCGAAAAGGGCAGAGAGAGCGUAGAGUUGUUACUUGGCCACCCUUAUAGGGUCUACAUAUCCGAUUUCGCUAUCAUACAAAGAGAAACCACAACUUGCUGACUAUAUACGAUAUAUACGAUAACUAUAUAUGAUAACUACGCUGUAUUCUAGACUUAAUUGUUUAAUUUGACCAUAUCAUGCGAGCAUGGGGCACCACCUAUAAGAGAUAUAUAACUAUAUAGUAACUAUACCUACCACAGUUCAUUCUCUGUUGUGAUCAGCUCGGCUUUCUGUGUUUACUGUUGUUAAUCGAGGAUAAUGUUGCUCGUGCAGGCGAAAUCGAAAUCACGAAAUCAUAUCACAUCCACAACCAUGCUUAAGGGCUAAAAUAAAAACACAACUUUAAUGUCUAAAUGUUAUAGAGAAAAAUAGGAGGGAAGAUAUAUUGGAAAUGCGUUAUGUUUUGCCCAAUCGAAAGUUAUACGAUAAAAAUUGCUUGUUAAUAACCAAAGAUCAAGGUACUACACUUCCACUCCACUCCAUUGUACUUAUGAUACGUAAUGAUAGGGGGUAUAUCCGUAGUUAUAUAUUUACAUUAAACUCAACAUUAACAAAUCGCAAACGCAACCGUUCAAAUAGGUGGAAAAGGAAUACUAUAUAGAUAUACAUAUACAUAACUGGAAAAGGCAGCAUAAGGUUUAUCGACCCACGAUAUCAUCGCAUUGAAGAACUAUUAUUAUACAACUAAACGGAUAUAUAUAUACAUAUAUUUAUGUGUGUUGAAAUUCAGCUAAUGGGUGUGUGAAUUCGUUUUAAACCAUCAGAUUGGGUUUACUUUUCUGAAAACAUGGACACUACUUGACCAUUUUUAAAAUCGAGCAGAAAGAUCUCCUUAAAAUCAAUUCACUCCCCCAAAUAGCAAAUAAUUUCACUGUAUUAUAAAUUUUACAUUUCUUUAUGGUAUAUUUAUACAUAUACAUCGAUAUAUUAUAUACAUCUAUUUAAAAUGAAAGGAAAACAGAUAUAUUAUACAUGUAUUAAGUGUUAUUGAUGUUGACAAUAAAGAAACCCCUACGAAACCAGUUUUUAACCCGAACGAAACAGAUGAGAUAUAUAGACAACCUUCUACUACCCAAAAUACACAGACACAACCCACAGAUUGCAAAAAUCCAAAUGAAGUAUGAUAAAAAGCAUAAAUAUAUUUACGGCAAAGCAAUAAUUAUACAAAUACCAGAAGAGAUUCGAUUAUAAUUAUUGUAUUCUUAUCAUAAUUUUGCUCCCUCUUAAGAUCUCGUAAUUGUUGUAAAAUUCACUCAUUCGUACUGAUCACAUGAAAUGAUGAUAAAGUUAAUACCACGUAUCAUAAUUUACUAAUGUUAAAUUCGCAACCGAUAAAUAAUACAAAAAAUUACCACUAAAUGACAAUAAACAAUAAAAAACUAAA